Messenger RNA from Rotaria sp. Silwood1, 423 nucleotides. The record is from the annotation of a GenBank genome assembly. NCBI's taxonomy places the organism in Eukaryota, Metazoa, Rotifera, Eurotatoria, Philodinida, Philodinidae.
AUGGAAUGGUAUGGAUAUGUUGCGAUUUUGUUAUUAAUUCUAUUAGCGAUUGUUGUGGGUGUUAUUCUUGCAUGUAUAUUAGGUGGUCAACAUUGUACAGUAUCGAUUCAACAACGUCAACAAAAUCAUGAAUUAACAAAAAUACAACAAGAACAAGAAAGAAAACGAGAAAAAAAAUUAAGUUCAAAAUUAAAACGAACAUUUCAUCAUUCAUCUAAAACAGAACAACCUAUAAAACCUAUUGAAGAUGUUAAAACAGUUGAAUUUACAUUAAAAGUAGGUGAUGAUCGUAAAAAAACUGAAGAAUUAACAACAAAUAAUGAAUCGACAAUGAUUCUUUUACCAACAAAACGUGUGACUCAAGCUGAACUUGAUGAACGACAGAAAAAACGAGAUGAACUUAGAAAAAAAUAUAAUCUUUAA